Panonychus citri (citrus red mite) is the source of this 1001-nucleotide messenger RNA. RefSeq names its product elongation of very long chain fatty acids protein 7-like. Gene Ontology annotation, cellular component: endoplasmic reticulum membrane. Lineage: Eukaryota; Metazoa; Arthropoda; Arachnida; Trombidiformes; Tetranychidae. The transcript has a single exon. Gene Ontology annotation, biological process: very long-chain fatty acid biosynthetic process; fatty acid elongation, saturated fatty acid; fatty acid elongation, monounsaturated fatty acid. Bases 65 to 907 code for a protein of 280 amino acids. The record is from RefSeq and is a predicted model, not a curated record. Gene Ontology annotation, molecular function: fatty acid elongase activity.
UUCGCUUUUUUGAUUGUUCUUUUUUAAUCAGUUUUUCAGUAUAUUUUCUGAUUGAUUUGGUUCAAUGGUAAUUCAACGAGCAAGCGAAACUCUCAACUAUUAUGUUCACGACUUUUGGGAUCACCAGGGUGACCCGAGAAUCGCCGACUAUCCUUUCUUCAAUUCUGGUCCAUGGUUAACAUUAACUCUCGUCGGUUUAUAUUUGCUCAUCGUUAAGUAUUUUGGUCCAAUGUGGAUGAGAGACCGUAAACCAUAUGACCUGCGUCGUGUUCUGAUCGGUUACAAUGCUGCGAUGGUCGUUCUCUCAGGUUAUAUUUAUUAUCGUGGAUCUAUCAUUUUAUCAUUCGGAUUAGAUGCAUGGGGAUGUACACGAUAUCCUUAUGAUCCAACGGAUUUUUCUGAUAAAGCUUUAGAAUCACUUAGUCUUGGUUGGUUGUUUUUCGUAUCCAAGUUGAUUGAGUUCGCCGAUACUUUUUUCUUUGUUCUGAGGAAGAAAAAUUCUCACAUUUCCGAUCUCCAUGUUUUCCAUCACUCGACUGUACCAAUUUCCGUUUGGAUUGGAAUGAAGUUCUAUACUGGUGUAAAUAACGCGUUCUUUCCUCUUCUCAAUUCGGGUGUUCAUACGUUCAUGUACACUUAUUAUGGAUUAGCUGCUUUCGUCUCUGGUGCCAAUGGUUCGUUGUCUUAUCCUCGAAUCACAAAACUCCUGCGAACAACAAAAAAAUACUUGACCACUCUUCAGAUCGGUCAGUUUAUUCUCGCCAUUCUCCAUGGAUUAUAUUCGUUAGCUCUGCCCGAUUGUGACUUCCCUAAAUCCUCAAUAGUUGUUAAUCUGGGUAAUGCUUUUAUCUUUCUCGGACUUUUUUACUCUUAUUAUCGAAAGUCUUACACCAGAAAAAUUGAUUGAUUGACUCUUUUGCUUUCAAUCAAGUGGCAUCUUAUCAUGAGAGUUUACUUUAAUUUUGUGCUCAUUAUCAACUUACCAAGAUUUAUUUUGUAUA